GUGUCAUGUGAUUCUCCGAGGGAGCUGCAGUGUGAGCGGAAAUGCUCUCGGUGGUGGAGAAUGGACUGGACCCCCGGGCUGCCAUCCCGGUCAUCAAGAAGAAGCUAGUGGGAUCUGUGAAGGCGUUGCAGAAGCAGUACGUGUCCUCGGACACAGUGGUCACUAGCGAAGACGGAGAUGCCAACACCAUGUGCGGUGCCCUGGAGGCUGUAUUUAUCCACGGCCUGCAUGCCAAGCACAUCCGAGCCGAGGCCGGAGGGAAAAGGAAGAAGAGCACCCACCAGAAGCCUCUGCCUCAGCCUGUCUUCUGGCCCCUCCUGAAAGCUGUCACCCACAAACACAUCGUCUCAGAAUCGGAGCACCUGAUCUUUGUCAGCACGGUGGGCCGCUGCCGGGCCUGGCUGAGGCUGGCCCUCAAUGACGGCCUGAUGGAGUGCUACCUGAAGCUGCUCCUCCAGGAGCCCGCCCGCCUGUGCGAGUACUAUCAGCCCACAGCCCUGCUUCGAGACGCCGAGGAGGGCGAGUUCCUCCUCAGCUUCCUGCAGGGACUGACGUCCUUAUCCUUCGAGCUCUCCUACAAGUCCGCCAUCUUAAACGAGUGGACGCUUCCCCCACUGGCUCUCUCUGGGCUUUGCCCGCUCUCUGAGCUCGACCCCCUCACCACCUCUGGGACAGAACUACAGCGGAAAGAGUCUCUGGAUUCAAUUUCCCAUUCCUCAGGCUCGGAGGACAUCGAAGUCCAGCACUCAGGCCAUAAGAUCCGACGGAACCGGAAGCUCACGGCCUCCUCCCUCAGCCUGGACACCGCCAGUUCAUCCCAGCUGUCUUGCAGCCUAAACUCUGAUAGCUGCCUACUCCAAGAGAAUGGCUCCAAGAGUCCAGACCGUUCCGAGGAGCCCAUGUCCUACGACUCCGACCUGGGGACAGCAAAUGCCGAUGAGUCAGACCCGCCUCUGCAAGAGUGAGUAUUGUCGGAAUUCAGCAAAGCCCAGGUAAACUCUGUGCCAACCAACGGACUGAGCGGACUGAGUGGAGAAAUGGAGAUUCCCACGGGGUGGGCCUCACUCCCCCUCCCCGGCCUGGAGGCCAGCAUCCCUUUUGAUGUGCCCGCAGAGCCCCUCCUGCCCCAAGCGUCCUCUGGGACUCAAGAUGGGGACCGCAAGCAGGAGCCGCCUCCCCAGGCACCUGGCACCCUGGGCUUGCUGCAGUUGGGCACUGCCAAAGCUGUCCCCUCGGUGAGCAUUUUAGACCAGAGGCCUUCCAGUCCCGUGAGAGAGGCGGCGGCCAGAGCAGUCAGCCCGGGGAGUGGCCGGCAGAAGUCUCUGGAGGAUGACGGAGCUGCAUGGAGCCUUGGGGUGUCCUCACCCACCAGCCCGAUUUGCUAUUCUGCACAUUUCACAUAAAUGGAAUCAUGUAAUAUGCAACCUUUGGCGACUGGCUUCUUCCAAUUAACAUACUGUUUUCGGGAUUCAUCGUUGUUGGAGCCUGAUGUGUGCUUCAGGGAGUAAUAAUUCAUUGUAGAUCCCUUUGUAUGAAUCCGUCACAUUUUAUUUUGUCCUUCAUCAGUUGAUAGACUUUUGUUUUUUUUCCCCCCCAUUUUUUUGGCUAAUAUAAAUAACACAGCAAUGAACAUUCAUGUACAAGUUUUUGUGUGGGUGUAUUUUUGAUUGUCUUGGAUGUAUACCCAGCAGCAAAAUCUCUGGGUCACAUGGUAACUCUAUAUUUAACCUUCUGAGGAACUACCAAACUGUUUUCCUAAGCAGCGGCC
Messenger RNA from Leopardus geoffroyi (Geoffroy's cat), 1768 nucleotides. Its product is annotated as pleckstrin homology domain-containing family M member 1-like. Lineage: Eukaryota; Metazoa; Chordata; Mammalia; Carnivora; Felidae. The record is from RefSeq and is a predicted model, not a curated record.